ACAAAAACAAAAUGGCGGCUGAAAUCAAGCCAGCCGCUGGAAAACCAGUUGGAAAUGUCAGAAAACCAAUGCUUAUAAACAAACUGGAAGGAUGCAGCGACAGUGUCAACAUGGCAGUGCUUAUCCCUCGGGAAGAUGGUGUCAUAAGUGUCAGUGACGACAAGACGCUGAGGGUAUGGCUCCGUCGAGACACAGGACAGUACUGGCCCAGCAUCUGUCAUUCCAUGCCAUCUGAGGCGGCCUCCUUGGACUACAAUGCUGAAACCAAGAAGAUCUUCAUAGGCCUUGAUAAUGGAACUAUAUCUGAAUUUUCUAUAACAGAAGACUUCAACAGAUUGGCACACAUUAGAGACUAUAUAGCUCACCAGGGCCGCGUCACAAGUGUCAAGUUCUCCCUGGGCUGUGAGUGGGUGUUGAGCUGUGGGAAGGACAAGUACUUCAUGUGGCACUGCAGCGAGACCGGCCGCAGACUUGGCGGGUACCAGGCCGGGGCGUGGUGUCUAUGUCUAGAAUUUGACGAACAGUCCAAAUAUGCUUUUGUGGGCGACUACUCAGGUCAGAUCUCAGUGCUGAAGAUAGGACAGAGCAGCUUCCAGCUCAUUGUCACACUCAAGGGACACUCAGGAAGUAUACGCUCUAUGGCCUGGGACGUCCAGCGCAGUCUGCUGUUUACCGGGAGCUUCGACCAGUCCAUCAUCGUGUGGGACAUCGGGGGGAAGAAAGGCACAGCAUUUGAACUGCAAGGACAUCACGACAAGGUACAAGGCUUGUCUUAUGCUAUGGGGUCAAAGCAGUUGGUAUCAGGAUCAGACGACGGUCUGCUUGGGAUAUGGCAGAUGGAUGUAGAGAGACUGGAGACUCCAGAAUGGAAGGAGAGUGAUGUGUGUCAGAAAUGUGGUGCUCCAUUCUUCUGGAAUGUCCGCAAGAUGUGGGAAGAGAAGAUGAUAGGAAACAGACAGCAUCACUGUAGGAAGUGUGGCAAGGCAAUGUGUGCCAAGUGCAGCAACUCUAAGUCUACUAUCCCUCCCAUGGGAUACGAGUAUGAAGUCAGGGUUUGUGACGAGUGUCUACCAACCAUUACAGAUGAAGAUCGAGCGCCUCUGGCAACAUUCCAUGACACCAAGCACAGCAUCAUGUACAUGCACCUAGACGAGACGAGGAAACGGCUACUGACUGUAGGUAAAGACAGGGUCAUGAAGGUGUGGGAUCUAAGCAGUGUUCUCUAGCAGUGUUCUCCAGCCCUGGAUGCACAGAAGUCCUAGAAGUCAUCAAGUAAUGUAUUCAUCCUGACAGUCUGUCUGUCCAUCAUAGCUGCUGCUUCAGCCUUGUCUGCUCAGUAGCAGGUGCUUGUUUCAUGGCCUGGGCACCUCCAGCGCUAUUGUAGUUUACCUUGUGGUCACAGGACGCCUGGAUCUGUUUAUAUUGUACAGCUAAACACAAUGUUUUUCCAGUAAAUGGACCUUGAUCUUGCCCUUUCUAAAUGGAACAAAAAUAUUGACUCUUUUCUUUUUAAACAUGUAAACAGGAAAAUGAUUCCAUUUAUUCUAUGCGCCCUCCCCUCUCCAGAUUGUAUUUACUAUUUAUAUGUACAUGAUAUAGUGUGUCAUAUCUUGAGUGACUGUGUAGAGAAUCCUCCUGUAUAAUGUAUGGCAGUCUGUGACCCUGGCUACAGCUGAUGCUUGUGGUCUGAGUAGUGAUUCAGAUGAAGUCAUGUCUUUAAGUUUGAGAUUUUCGAGAUGACAAUUUUUGGCCUGCUGUGUUGAGUGUAAAUAUGCACCCCUGUCUCAAUGCAGUUUUAGUAUGUCUAUUUGGGGUGUUCGGUCUCGGGAUGCUGAUCCAAUGUCUAUGACAGUAUUCUGGAUGUUGUCAUGUUCAGUGAAUCUGUUUGUGAAGUUGUCCGAUGGUUCAUUCCCAUAAUGAAUUUCUUGUCUCAACUUCAUACAACCUUACUGGCUAUAAUUGUGCAAUGAUCAAAAGUUCCAUUAGGAAAUGACAGUGUUGAAUCAAAGCUGUUCAUUUUUCCUUCACCAGUUACGAAACAACACCCCAAAAUGUAGAAACACAUGUGACCUCUUCAAUUGAAUUGUGGGACAGAUAUCGCUCUUGAAAGCGUAAUCUUGCAGUUCAAUGUAAACUUCCUUGAUAAAUGAAACCAGAUGGUAAACAGAAUAUGGAGAGAAAGAUCAACUUAACAGGAAGUUCAUGUGAUAAAUAUUGAUCAAAUAUAAGAUAUAAUUCAUGUGAUGUGCAGUUUGCCAGUCUGAAUGACAUGUUUUGUAAUUUAACAGUAGUGAUUUCUUUUUCUGUAAAAUUUGUUCAUUUCAGAGACAAGAUGUUAGUCUAAUUGAAAUUGUAAGAGUUGAUCAGUCAAGAUUGUAUAUUUAUCAAGAGGGGUUGACUCUGGUAGUCAGAUCGUCUCAAGAUGAAACAUGCUGCACAUAAGGGAUGCAAGAAAGUUUUUAUAUGACGUAGUUGAUGUGAUAUGAGACUAUUUCCCUGAAACACAUUCGAGACAUGAUAAUGACAUUUCGUCUCAUUAUAGAAAUACUCAAAAUACUUAGUGAUACUGUAUUUUGUGUGUUCUGAUAGUCCCAGUCUGAUCAGUUAUCAUAUUAAUGUUGCCUAUACUUCCUUAUUUAGAAUUACAAAGGGAGAUAACUAGUGACACUGGAUGUUAUUGAAUAGCUUGUUGGGUGAUCAUGAAAUGACGUUCACCUUAUUUUAUUGCAAUUAUUAGAUAUGUAUGGGGAUGUAUAGAGCUGUUUUCAGAAAGGCUCAGAUAGUUUCAAAGAAUUUUCCUCUAGGCAUACGAUCAACUUGUGUUUUUUGUUUGUUGAGGCUUAAAAAACACACUCAAGUCACAGUACGUUACACAUCGUGAUAAAAUCUUACUUGUGUGAUGAAAUACUCAAUACAAAACACAAUUCUGAGUACAAUUGUAUAAAUAUCAUAUGUAAAGUGUUAACAAAGGGUGUAUUUUUUCAUCAUUUCAAAUGUUUGAUGUGUUUUAAAGCCACAAGAAAGAUUGAAUAAAGGUAUACAAACACAGCUAAAAUAUUCAUCACCAGCUGUUUGUAAAACUAUUUGACGCAUUGGUUCAGAGAUGAUUUGAGUCAUGUAAUGCGUUGGAUCAGUGCAUUGUUUCAGCCAAACAUGUCAUUACAGUGUUCGUAGUUUGAAAACAGCAUUGCAUGGUUCCAGAUACUAUAUUUAGCUGUUGAGUAUAUACUCACUUGUUUUCAUUCACUUAAGGAUUGAGAGUUUUCUUAGGGUAUUCUAUAUAUUUCUACACCCUUGGAUUAUAUCCAGUGAGUGAACAUAAUUCUACACAAAACUGUAUUUCAAUAACUUCUAGUCUACAUCUGUCCAGUACACAUAGUUCUUCAUUAUUCAGGGGCGGUGGGGUAGCCUAGUGGUUAAAACAUUGGCUCGUCACGCCGAAGACCCGGGUUUGAAUCCCCACAUGGGUACAAUGUGUGAAGCCCAUUUCUGGUGUUCCCCGCCGUGAUGUUGCUGGAAUAUUGCUAAAAGCGGCGUAAAACCAAACUCAGUCAGUCUGUCUUCAUUAUUCACAGCAUUAGAGAUUAUGUAUAUACAUGUGGUUAGUCUGUAUAUUAUUACAAAGCUUUGCGAUUUUAUACUUCAAUAAAUGUGCGAAAAAACAUUAACAAUCCGUAAAUGUAGAUAUGUAAUGAUAUACAGUGCUGAAAUCUAGAAAGAAAGGCUGUGUUGGGUAAAUGCACAGUCUUGUUUCACCAUUGGUAUUUUAUUGCCUUGUGUAUUUGUAUGAAAGCUACUAAAAUUAUUGGUUUA
Molecule: messenger RNA, 3813 nt
Organism: Haliotis rubra (blacklip abalone)
Lineage: Eukaryota; Metazoa; Mollusca; Gastropoda; Lepetellida; Haliotidae
Product: WD repeat and FYVE domain-containing protein 2-like
Exons: 12
Coding region: 12-1226 (404 amino acids)
Molecular function (GO): metal ion binding; protein binding
Source: RefSeq, a predicted model, not a curated record